CACACUGUUCAUCAUACAGACAUACACAUUCUUUUAAAUACACUUUACAAACUUAUACACAAACAAGUUCGUCGAAUGUUAUUUACUCAACUACAAGUGAAUAGUUUAGAACUAAUUCCUUCACUGCACAAUACUAACUCUACUGGUCCAGAUAACUCAGAUAGUCAUAGUAAUAACAAACCAUUACUACAAUAUUCUGAUGGCGUAAAUACAACUUUCACUAUUAUCAAAGGUAUUAUAUACAGUGUAAUUAUCAUGUCAGCAUUAUUUGGCAAUGCCUUAGUAUUUAUUGCAUUUCUACGCUUUACACGUCUAAGACGUGUCCGUACAAAUAUAUUUUUAAUCUCUUUGGCACUAGCUGAUUUUAUUGUAGCCCUGCUGGUAAUGCCAUUCAAUGCAAUUAUGUCAUUGUCAAAUCAUAAAUGGAUCUUCGGCAAGUUAUUCUGUGAUAUAUACAAUGCCACGGAUGUUCUUUUCAGUACAGCAAGUAUCCUACACUUGUGCUGUAUAUCAACAGAUCGUUAUAUUGCUAUCAUUCAUCCACUGAAUUAUGAGAUCAAAAUGUCUAAAAAACGGAUCAGUAUUCUAUUGUGUUUAACAUGGACUCUAUCAUUUUUUAUAUCUUUUAUACCUAUCCUACUUGGUUGGCAUAAACCCUUUGCAAAAUUACCUCAAUUCAUGACACCACCACCAUCACAUGGAAUGAAGCAAGAGUAUGCUGGCAGCACUAAUGAUGUUGUAGAUGAUCCAUUCACGUGCGAUUUUAAUGUAAAUCCUUAUUAUGCUACAAUAUCAUCAUCAAUCUCCUUCUGGAUCCCGUCUGUAAUUAUGGUUGUUGUUUAUAUACGUAUAUUUAUUGAGGCUAGAAGACAGGAGAGAAAGAUUGCACGACUACAAAUCAACUAUCAUCAAUUUGAUAACAAUGAUAAUAAUAAUAAUAACAAUAUAAAGCAGCCACAAACACCCUCCUCAAUUAAACCAUUAAAUUUUCUGAAUAAAAAGUGUCGCUCAACAGAUAAACUAUGUACAAAUUAUACAGCAGUAAGUAAACGACUCACAAACUCAUCUUUUUGCUCUAAUAAUAAUAAUAAUAAUCAUAGUAGUAGUACACCAUGCAUACAGAUCACAGAUGAACGAUACAAAGCUCAGAUAAAAAUUAAACAUGAGAGUAAAGCAGCACGUACAUUAGGUGUAGUUAUGGGUGCUUUUCUACUCUGCUGGUUGCCAUUUUUCCUAUGGUAUACUAUUACUAAUCUAUGUAAAUGUCCUUAUCCAAGUGUAUUACAAGAAAUUCUCUUUUGGAUUGGUUAUCUAAAUUCAACUAUCAAUCCAAUAAUUUAUGCAUUUUAUAAUCGAACAUUUCGUAAUGCAUUUAUUAAAAUUAUAGAAUGUCAAAAACCCACUACAUCAAGUGAUGAUCCACAACAACAAAUGGAUAGUUAUCGUUCACCAGUUACACGGAGAAAUAAAAUGGAUGCAUUGGCGGAUGGAAGAUAUGCAAGUGUUAGGAUUGAAGAUAGUAAUCGGUCUACAAAUGUUCCGUACUUUACUGAAAAUAAAAGCAUAGAUUAUGAAGAUAAUAUUUGA
Molecule: messenger RNA, 1587 nt
Organism: Trichobilharzia szidati
Lineage: Eukaryota; Metazoa; Platyhelminthes; Trematoda; Strigeidida; Schistosomatidae
Source: the annotation of a GenBank genome assembly